AUGGCUGGGGUAUAUAAGGACAAGAAGGUUGAUACGUUGGACCCCAAUCAAAAGGAACGCUUAGUGCGAUCUAACUUUUCAAAGAGGACUGAUUGUGGUGCACUGUUAUGUGUAAUUUUUGAGGCUGGAUCAUGGAAGGUCUAUAAGUUUGUCGAGGAGCACAACCAUGACCUUGUUGAACGUCCUGAUAAGCAUUUUCUUCCAACUGAACGACAUCUCAUUCAGCUCCAGAAGCAUGUUAUACACAGCAUGUCUAAGUUGAAUUUGGGUCUAGUUAAGGCGUUUAAUGUUAUGAAGACUUGUUUUGGUGGUUUUGAAGACGUCGGUGCAAGUAAAGUUGAAUUUAAGAACUACAAGAGAUACGCUGUGGUGUUUGUACCGUUCACCGGUAUAGACACUCACCACUGCAAUGUUACAUUUGGUGCUGCAUUAUUGGCCUCAGAAACUGUUGAUACGUAUAUUUGGUUGUUGAGAGUUUUUCUAAAAGCUGUUGGUUCUCAACCAAAAGUUGUUGUCACUGACCAAGAUCCAACAAUGAAGAUGGCUAUUUCUGCUGUAUUGGUUGACACAAGGCAUCAAUUAUGCAUGUGGCAUGUGAUGCAUAAACUUUCUCUGAAGGUUGGUGUUAGGCUAUGCAAUUCCACCAAUUUCAAAGAACGUAUUUGUGGUGUUGUAUGGACGGAUAUUCUUUCCAGUGAAGAGUUCGAAUCAGAAUGGGAAGUGGUUAUCGGAGAGUUCAAUUUAGCAGAUAAUGACUGGCUCUCUGAUAUUUUUGCACUCAGGGUAUCUUGGAUCCCUGCAUACUAUAGAAUGGAAGAGCAGUCGAGCCUUAUGCGAACGACAUCGAGGUCGGAGAACAAACCUUCUCUGUAUGACGUUAUAGAGAUAUUGUUUUUGGCGUUUUUCAGUUUGGACAUUAGAGAAUUUCCAAAACAAUACAUUUUGAAUAGAUGGCGCAAAGAGGCUUCCCCAAACUGCUCUUAUGAAUACUCAAUUAGUCGUGAAUAUAUGACCGAGCUUGAUCCCGAUGUGCAAAGUAUGAUGCGAGAGAUUAUUUUUCCAACGGAGUAUACUUUGAACCGUUUAUCUGGUAACAAAGAGGAGCUAUCCUUAUACAAGGAUCAUGUUCAAUCUUAUAUGAAGAAGGUUCAAGAUAUGCAGAUUGUUUCUCCCCCUCUAGUACUAGGGAUAGAGUUACGGAGAUUAUCGGUCAAUAUAAAAACGACAAGAAUCCGAUAA
Messenger RNA from Helianthus annuus (common sunflower), 1239 nucleotides. RefSeq names its product protein FAR1-RELATED SEQUENCE 2-like. Gene Ontology annotation, biological process: regulation of DNA-templated transcription. The record is from RefSeq and is a predicted model, not a curated record. The coding region runs from base 1 to 1239 and encodes 412 amino acids. The transcript has 5 exons. NCBI's taxonomy places the organism in Eukaryota, Viridiplantae, Streptophyta, Magnoliopsida, Asterales, Asteraceae.